This is a messenger RNA of Aspergillus tanneri, 273 nucleotides long. RefSeq lists its product as uncharacterized. The record is from RefSeq and is a predicted model, not a curated record. Lineage: Eukaryota; Fungi; Ascomycota; Eurotiomycetes; Eurotiales; Aspergillaceae. Gene Ontology annotation, biological process: regulation of catalytic activity. The transcript is spliced from 2 exons. Bases 1 to 273 code for a protein of 90 amino acids. Gene Ontology annotation, molecular function: enzyme regulator activity.
AUGACCGAGCAGUUCCCGAAACGUCCUAAGCCGUAUCCCAAUCGAGCUUUCCGUCGCCUCAACUGCUUUCUGCCAUCCACAAUGGCUGCAAUCGACGCUCUCCAACUCGAGGCACGCAGCCAGAUCGUCAAGCGAAAUUGGGCAAGCGAGAACCCCGGCGUUAUUCUUGUCUUCUGCAUCGUGUUUAUCGUGGCCGUCGGCAUCAUCUGUCUACUCCUCUACCGGAAAUGGUUGACACGGAAAGCAGCAAAAGAGGCCUUACAGGUGGAGUAA